UGAACACUCCUAAAGUACAGAAUAUUUCCAUCCCCACGCAACCCACCCUUCGGCCCUUGAGAGCAACCAUGCCUCCUCCUUAUCCUCCUCUACAGACCUGAACCCUCCCUCACCAUUUCUGCACUAUCCAUGACGUCCGUCUUCUCGUCCAUGGUCUGGCCCUCACGGUCGCCGUCUCGCCCUUCUCCCUUCCAAGCAACGGCAAACCAAUGCCACCAGAGCACUUCACGUGCUCCUGAUGACGCCUCCGAUCCCGUCGAGCCGCAUCUUCGAGAGCUUAACGCUGGACUGCAAGCCCUGGUCGACAUCUUUCCAGACAUACAACCAGAGGUGUUCCGCGAGAUGCUGUCGACGUUCAGCGAGGAGAGCAGGCUACAGGUGAUAACAGAAACGCUGCUGAAGCACGGGGCAAAGUAUGUACGGGGCCGGUACAGGACGCCUGCGGAGCAGGGUGAGCAUCACCUCUCGCCAAAGUACAAAUACCGCUCCCUGGACCCGCACAAGGACACCCGAGGCAUCCCUUUGGCGUUGGAGGAUACCUUCCGGAGCCAGAGCUAUAAAAGUGCAGCCAAAGAGGCGCUGUAUCGCGAGUUCUCGGGUCUCAGCCACUCGACGAUCAAGGCGGUGCUGGCGGAGUGGAACUGGAGCUACACGCACGCGAGGGAGACGCUGCUGGUGCUGGCGUCCAAGAGCUGGCGAGCCUCGAUCGCGAGUUUCUUUCUGCGAAGGAAGAUGCCCACCGCAACGGACCAUCCACUGGUGCUAUGGACGUCUGCAGACGCGAAGCUGGGGCGGUCGGGGGUGCCGUUUCUUGUCAGGACAAAGAGCCGGGAGCUGGACAAGGAGCUGUACGACACGCUGAUCCUGCCGGAGCUAGAAAAGCAGCGAAAAGAGCAGAUUGCCAAGGACUUCGAGCUCGCCGUGCAGUUGGACGAGGCGGAGGCAGAAGAAGCGGGAGAAAUGUACGACUGUGAAUGCUGCUUUAUCCCAAACACGCUGGCGCAGAUGUCCACCUGCGACGUUCAAGGCCACCACAUCUGCUUCAGCUGCAUACGGCAUUCGAUCAAUGCAGCUCUCUACGACCAGGGCUGGGCGCGCAACAUCAACUCGGAGCUCUGCACUCUAAGGUGCGUGGCUCCCAUGACAGACGGCCGUGGCGACCAGUGCUCUGGCUGCAUCCCACUGCAAUUCAUUGAGCGUGCUCUCCUCGAGGAGAAGGACGGCGCAGACAAUAUCCGCAAACUCAACGAACGCUUCGCCUCCGAAGCCCUGCUCCAGUCCCGCCUCCCCCUCACCCGCUGUCCUUUCUGCUCGUACGCCGAAGUCGACACGCUCGCCCUCCCCCGAGCCGAUCUCUUCUCCACGCUCAAAGUCCGCCGCGGCCGCCUCCUUCUCGCCUCCGUCCCGCUCCUCGAGCUCCUCUGCUGGGGAAUCUUCCGCGUGAUACUGCAAUUCGCUCUCCUGGCCUUCACUUCCCUUGCGCUGCUAGGCUACGUCUCCGGGAAACCCUUCGAUGUCACAGGUCCCCUCGACUCCGCCCUCCGCCGCAUCCACCUGCGCCGCCGCGGACUGCGCUUCCAGUGCCUCUCCCCUUCGUGCGGACGGCAAUCCUGUCUCUCCUGCUCCGCCCCCUGGCACGAUCCCCACGUGUGCUACUCCUCGCAAUUGCAGUCCCUACGUCUGACGCUGGAGCGCGCCACCACGGACGCGGUCAAACGGACCUGUCCGGACUGUAAUCUGGCCUUCGUCAAGAGCGAGGGGUGCAACAAACUGGUUUGUCUGUGUGGAUACAGCAUGUGUUAUCUCUGCAGACAAGGGCUGGCGACCGAGGGAUACAAUCAUUUUUGCCAGCACUUCCGCGAGGUUCCGGGUCGCAAAUGUACGGAGUGCGACAAGUGCGAUUUGUAUCAGGUGGAGGACGAGGAGGAGGUUGUCAGGAGGGCGCGCGAGGCGGCGGAACGGGCGUGGUGGGAGCGGCAAGGGGAGCGCCAGGGGAGUCCGAAUGAGAAGGCGUUGGAGAGGAGAGUGAGCGAGAGUGACGGCCUGAAAGGGUGGGGCGUGAGUACGAGGAUGAGCGUGUGGGAGGAUUGGCUGGAGAGGGCGAUUGAGGCGUUGGUGGUUUGAAUGGGGAUUUCAUCUGCUGGUGGAGAGGUCAAGAUUGGUUAGAUUCGAGAUACCCAGCGUCGUGUUACGCGUUACCUGUACUUUCAUUCAUCUCGGUUGUUCAGAUCUAAUCAACUCUGCUACAUUCAUUAUUCAUAACUCGUGAG
Molecule: messenger RNA, 2270 nt
Organism: Westerdykella ornata
Lineage: Eukaryota; Fungi; Ascomycota; Dothideomycetes; Pleosporales; Sporormiaceae
Exons: 1
Coding region: 343-2124 (593 amino acids)
Molecular function (GO): zinc ion binding
Source: RefSeq, a predicted model, not a curated record